AGGCCAGUGUGUGCAGAGGUGAAGCUCUUGUCUAGUAUAUGUGAUGUCAACACUUACAUAACAGAUCUCUAGACGGCAGCUGAAUCCAGAGCAAACCAAAGACCAAACUCAUCAGAUAAACCAAAUACACAACUUAUGUUGUUCCAAUGAACACAGAGAAAUAUUAAAACUUAAGUCAAUGUUUGGUUUACAACAAGACUGACAACACCUCAUGGAGUCCUCACCACAUGCUGGAGUACUCCAGUCCGUCGCCAGUCUGCACCGCUCCCACCAACAGGCCCUGCUUGGGCUAUAAAAAUAAAACAAAAUAAGGAGUCCAUAGACCCCUACAUGUUCAUGCCCUUUGGCGCUGGACCCAGGAACUGCAUCGGGAUGAGAUUCGUUCAGGUGACCAUGAAACUGGCCAUCGUGGAGAUCUUGCAGAGGUUUGACGUCUGUGUGUGUGAAGAGACACAGGUUCCUGUGGAGCUCGGCAUCAGUGGUUUCCUUGCUCCCAAAGACCCCAUCAAACUGAAACUCAUCCCAAGAAUUCUCUCAAAUGAGAUUUGUAACAACAACAAGUCAUGAACAUUCCAGAACAGUCCUAAAAUACACACUUCUCUUUCUGAGGAGAACAUUAUAUUUGUCUUUUAAAAUAAAAGUAGUUGCUAGUCUUUGGUGAAGAGGAAGGUUUGACUCUCAAGUCUUUUGGCACUCAAGGUUAAUUGACUUUAGUGAUUGUUGGAUUGACUCAACAAUCGUCCCUUGGGUUUACUUUGUGAC
Xyrauchen texanus (razorback sucker) is the source of this 762-nucleotide messenger RNA. Its product is annotated as cytochrome P450 3A40-like. The transcript has 2 exons. Gene Ontology annotation, molecular function: heme binding; iron ion binding; oxidoreductase activity, acting on paired donors, with incorporation or reduction of molecular oxygen. Lineage: Eukaryota; Metazoa; Chordata; Actinopteri; Cypriniformes; Catostomidae. The record is from RefSeq and is a predicted model, not a curated record. Bases 331 to 567 code for a protein of 78 amino acids.